AUGGGGAUCGAACGGAGGUUGAUGGAGAAGAUUCCAGAGAUAGUCUCUGUCGAGCAGAUCACGGACCAGGAGACGGGCCUUCCACUGGACGAGGAGAAUGUAGAAAAGGUGCUGUCCGAGAUCAGGCCAUAUUUGGUAGGAACGGGUGGUGGGGAGCUGACUCUUGUGAAGAUUGAUCCUCCGAUUGUGAAGGUCAGGAUCGAUGGGCCCGCAGCAGGAGUAAUGACGGUCAGAGUGGCUGUUACCCAGAAGCUCAGGGAGAAAAUUCCAUCGAUUGCUGCUGUACAGUUGCUUUGA
Closterium sp. NIES-65 is the source of this 297-nucleotide messenger RNA. The record is from the annotation of a GenBank genome assembly. NCBI's taxonomy places the organism in Eukaryota, Viridiplantae, Streptophyta, Zygnematophyceae, Desmidiales, Closteriaceae.